AUGAUAGAUAGCAAGCCCGUCCUCCCAGCUGAGAUAAUCAGCACGAUCCUCGAUUAUCUUCCAAUCCCGGACCUCAUGAGCUUCGCUCGCACAUCGAAACGAAUGCUGGAAAUGGUAUACGAGGACUCGAGAUGGGUACAACGAUUGCAAGUCAUGGGGGUGUGGAACGAAGGCGAGGCGAGAAAGAGAUUCGAAGAUGCGAUGAAGAGGAAAAGAGAAAUUAUGAGAAUGAGGGCAGAGGAGGAUGCAAAAAGGACAGGCAUUGGAGUCAAUGGCAAUGCGGGGUUAAGAAAGACCAGCACCACCUUAUUCGAUGCGGGCGUUGAGGAGGAGCGACAAAGGAAGUCUGUGGAGAUGGCCAAGGCAGUGAAACCUCCUGUCGAUGGCUUCGAGACCAUGACGCUCUCCUCGACUGCGACUCCUAUCUCACGAGCUCCAAUGCUUGAUCCCGAGGCUUUACUGAAUGUCUUUUCUGUGGUGAAGUCUAUACGAGGAUCUGCGAGACAAGAGUACGGAAAGAUAUAUGCUGCUCUAGCACCAUUCUAUUUCGAUUUGGCUAGAUCUAGAAGUCAUAUGGAUCCAGUGAUAUUCAGAGUUUAUCGAGAUCCAGAACAGCAAGCCCAAAUGCUGGCACAUCUACAACUGUUUUCUAAAGGCGAUUGGGCGCAAGGAUGGAGACAAAGAGAAGAGAAGUUGGUUACAAUGGUUGGAAUAUUCGAAAAUGCUGUGCUACGAGAAUUCGAGCAGGGUUACGAAGCUUGGGAUAUUGACGGGAGAAUGCGCCGAUAUGCCCAUGUCUUGGCGGUUCUGAAUGGCGGACAUGCCGGUAUAGAGCUUUUUGUGCAAAAGCAUCCUAUAUUUUCGGAUCGAGAAACUCUCGGAAACAGCAUGGAUUGCAUCAACCAAGCAUCUGCAGAAGGAAUCGCUCUCGAACCAUCUCGAGAAUUUCUCGACGGCCUCUCAAAGAAGAUCAACGAACAAGCAGACGUUAUCGACCGAGUGUUUCCAGCUGGGGAAGAUGUCUAUCAGAUCUUCUUGGAUAAAAUUGGCGAAGACAUUCUCAUGGAAUAUGUCACUCCUCUUUUUGACGAAGCCCACGAACGAAGUAUAGCCUCGUACCUGAAGGCUGUCUCUGGGAUAUUUGACCAGACUAUGCGGUUCGGCUUGACAUUGAAGUCGACGAAGAAUUCUCCCCCAAACUUUCUGGAGAGGAUCAAGACUGUGGUUGCGCGAGUUUUUGAACCUCACGUCGAUCUCUAUCUUCAAGAAGAACUGGACUUCUUCAAGAAACAAGCAGAUGCUGAAGUAGGCAUAUGGGAGAGCAAGCUCUCGGCUCAAGAUGCUACCGCAGAAUCAUUCUAUAUGGCGAAUUUCAAUCGUCAAGCCGACAAGAAGGAUUUCUUGACAUCGUUUAAAAAGGUGGUCAUGAUGCCAGUAAAUGUCCUACCAACUCUACCCAUAUCAUCUCCGUUUGGACUUUCUCCAUUCGGUUCAUCUAAACCUGCACCAACUCCAGCUCUUCAAGCGCCCAAUAGAGCCAGUCUUCAAGCUCCGAGCCCGUCCCUGUCACCUGGUCCAUCAAGAGUCGCUACUCCGGGCCUUGGUAUGGCAGGUGAUAGAUCAUCGACACCGAUACCAUUACCUGCCGAAGCUCCAGCAGAUGAGUUGGCCGCAAAGGCUGCACUAAUGGCAUCGAGACUUGAGGGCAUCAAAUCUUUAUUCAGUAUCGAGGUUGCGUUGGAUCUCACUCAUUCGGCAAAGGCAAGUAUUGAAAGAGCAGCAUCGUUCGUUCGACUUGGCGGCCAAACUGGCGAGGAGGCUCGUGAACAAUGCGAAGCCAUUUUUGUGGUUCUACUGCAGAUUCUGGGCAAUAGACACGUCAAGGUUGGAUUCGACAAAGCCGUUGAUCACCUCUCGCAGUACAACCCUCGAGAAGUUAGCGAACAUCAUCAAGGAGUAGCACCACUCGUGACUUUCCUCGAGCUUGUCAAUGUUGGUGAUCUAAUUUCCCAGAUGAUCGAUGUCUUUUAUGAACAACAACUCGCAGCUACCAAGCUUGCCGAUCGUAAUGACUUCCUCGACCCAGCUGUCAAAGCAAAGAAGAAAUUCGAGCAAAUGCUAGACGAACGUGUCGCUGCUGGUCUCAACAAAGGCAUCGAUGUUCUGAUGGAUGAAGUCGAAUACCUGUGCGCUACAACUCAACUACCCACAGACUACAAUCCCACCCCACCUCCUCCAGGCAAACCCCAGGACUUUGACGUCGGCCCCACCAAAUCAGCUGAACAAGUUGUCAAUCUUGUAGAAUCCCAUACCAAGAUGCUUACGGGUAGCACUGACAAGAACAUGCUCGAUGUAUUCAACCAAGAAGUCGGACUCCGUCUCUUCACCGCCCUUUGCAAACACCUCAAACGUCAACGCAUCUCUGUAGAUGGGUCUAUGAAGCUCAUUUCCGACAUGAAUCUGUAUUUCAUUUAUAUCAGAACAUUGAGGAAUUCGGAUCUAUUGGAGUAUUUCAAGGCUUUGAGAGAAUUGAGUCAGAUAUACUUGAUCGAUCCAAAGCAUGCAAAAGAUCUAGCGGAGGUUAUUGCUGAUACGCAGAGGUUUGGAGGUAUCUUCAGGGCGGAGGAGGUUUAUGAGUUUGCGGAAAGGAGAGCAGAUUGGUAUUUGAUCAAGAGGGAUGUGGAGAGGCAGAUGUAUGGCAUCGGGUGUGGGAUUAUGUGA
Molecule: messenger RNA, 2721 nt
Organism: Mollisia scopiformis
Lineage: Eukaryota; Fungi; Ascomycota; Leotiomycetes; Helotiales; Mollisiaceae
Exons: 1
Coding region: 1-2721 (906 amino acids)
Biological process (GO): Golgi to plasma membrane transport; exocytosis
Cellular component (GO): cytoplasm; exocyst
Molecular function (GO): protein binding
Source: RefSeq, a predicted model, not a curated record